AUGUCUGACGCCGAGAACAGCACCCAGUCUAGAAUUCAUUAUCCCAAAAUCCAUCGACAAGAGAAUGUUUUUGAUUCAUAUCAUGGAAAACAAGUAGCUGAUCCUUAUCAAUGGUUAGAAGAUCCAGACAGUGAGGAGACAAGGGAAUUUGUUAAGGCACAAAAUGACAUUACCAAUGCAUAUCUGAAAAAAUGCAAAAUUCGCCAACAGUAUCAAAGCAGAUUGACAGAGUUGUACGAUUAUCCUAAAUAUGGAUGCCCUUUUAAACGCGGCAACAGAUACUUUUACUUUUAUAAUUCUGGAUUACAAAAUCAAAGUGUCCUCUACACCAAGGACUCUCUCAAUGGAGAAGGAACUGUGUUUUUCGAUCCCAAUAAAUUAUCAGAUGAUGGUACAAUUGCUCUAUCAAGACAUGCUUUUACUAAGGAUGGACAAUACUUUGCUUAUACUCUAUCGAAGAGUGGAUCAGAUUGGAAAACCAUUCAUUUCAUGGAAGUUGAUAGCCAAAAGACGUUGCCCGAUGAAUUAAAAGAUGUAAAGUUCAGUUCGUUGUCAUGGACCCAUGAUAACAAAGGAGUUUUUUAUAAUCGUUAUCAUGUUGAUAGCAAAUCUGAUGGAACUGAAACUUCGCAGAAUCUUCAUCAAAAGCUAUAUUACCACUAUUUGGGAACACAACAAUCGGAAGAUGUUCUUUGUGCAGAAUUUCCCAAUGAGCCAAAGUGGAUUUGUGAAGCAACUGUUACCGACGACGGUCGAUACGUAGUCUUGGAGGCAUGUGAAGGAUGUGAUCCAGUUAAUCGACUUUAUUAUUGCGAUUUGGCUGAAUUAACUGAUGGUAUAAAGGAAAGAUUGCCAUAUAUUAAAGUCGUGGACAACUUUGACGCAAAGUACGAAUACGUUACCAAUUUUGGAAAUAUUUUUACGUUUUUGACGAAUUUGAACGCUCCCAACUAUAAGCUUAUUAACAUUGAUCUUACUAAUCCUGAUAUGAAUAACUGGACAACUCUUGUACCGGAACAUUCAAAAGAUGUACUUGAAUGGGCAACAUGUAUAGCAGAAAAUAAAUUAUUUGUUUGCUAUCUUCAGGAUGUCAAGAAUGUUAUUCUAAUAUUUGACGCUAUUUCGGGCGAUUCAAUUGCAACUCUUCCUUUGGAUGUGGGGACUAUAGCUGGCUUCUCUGGCCGCAAAACGCAAUUUGAGAUCUUCUAUCAGUUCAAAUCCUUUCUCACACCCGGAACAAUUUAUUACUGUGAUCUUCGAAAAGACAACAUUCAGUCUGAAAUAUUUAUGAAAACUGACCUGAAGGACAUUGAUAUAUCUGAGUUAGUAACAAGUCAAGUUUUCUUUAAAAGCAAGGAUGGAACUACAAUCCCAAUGUUUAUUGUUCACAAAAAGGGAAUUGAACUAAAUGGUAGCCACCCUACACUUUUGUACGGCUAUGGUGGUUUUAAUAUUUCCUUGACUCCGUUUUUUAGUGUUUCCAGAUUGAUGUUUAUCUAUCAUUUGGGAGGUAUUCUAGCUGUGCCAAAUAUCAGAGGAGGAGGUGAAUAUGGAGAAAAGUGGCAUAAAGCUGGUGUAAAAGACAAAAAACAGAACGUUUUUGAUGAUUUCAUUGGGGCUGCGGAAUUUCUAAUUGAUAAUAAAUAUACCUCUUCAAGAUUAAUCGCAAUCAAUGGCGGUUCGAACGGCGGACUUUUGGUAUGCGCCUGCAUGAAUCAACGACCAGAUUUAUUCCGUUGUGUCAUAAGUCAAGUCGGAGUCCUCGAUAUGCUGAAGUUUCACAAAUUCACUAUUGGUCAUGCUUGGACCACUGAUUAUGGUUGUGCCAGUGAUAGCGAAGAAGAGUUUAAUUAUCUUAUAAAAUAUUCGCCUCUCCACAGCAUUAAGGCCUCUUCAAACCCUAAUAUACAGUAUCCAGCAUUACUAUUAAUGACAGCUGACCAUGAUGAUAGAGUUGUUCCCCUGCAUUCGUAUAAGUUUAUAGCUGCUAUACAACAUGAACUUGGCUCUUUACCGCACCAAAUCAAUCCUUUGCUCAUUCGAAUUGAGACAAAAGCUGGACAUGGUGCUGGAAAGCCUACGGCCAAAAUUAUCGAAGAAGCUGCUGAUAUGUAUGCAGUUAUUGCCGAGAAUUUGAACUUGUCAUGGCGUUGUGGUGUUUCAGCGAACUAAUCUUAAUGUGCGAAGUUUCC
Messenger RNA from Trichoplax adhaerens, 2192 nucleotides. RefSeq lists its product as uncharacterized. Bases 1 to 2172 code for a protein of 723 amino acids. Gene Ontology annotation, biological process: proteolysis. Gene Ontology annotation, molecular function: serine-type endopeptidase activity; oligopeptidase activity. NCBI's taxonomy places the organism in Eukaryota, Metazoa, Placozoa, Uniplacotomia, Trichoplacea, Trichoplacidae. The transcript has 17 exons. The record is from RefSeq and is a predicted model, not a curated record. Gene Ontology annotation, cellular component: cytosol.